CGCCAGGCGGCGCUAUCUGCGCUCACACAUUCUUCCUCACCCUGGACCCGCGCAUCUCGGGUGAGAGCAGCAACAAAGGAAGGGUUCAGAUAGCUGCAAUCAUGGAUAUUGACGUGAAGAAACUGAAGGUGAAUGAGUUGAAGGAGGAACUCCAACGACGCGGCCUGGACACUAAGGGCCUUAAGGCUGACCUGGUGGAGAGGCUGAGAGCCGCUCUGGAGGAAGAGGCUCAGACAGACGCCGCGGGCAUAGAGGAUCACGGGGACGAGGAGCAGGGGAUGGAGGAGUACCCCCAAGACGAUCAGGAUAAUGAUGACGAAGAGGCUGUGCAACAAGAGCCAAUUGAAGGUUAUGAUAAUGGAAAUGGUAAUGAUGACGUUCCAGAAGGUGAUUAUGAUGAAGGUAGAGAUUCUGGCGGCUACUAUGAGGAGGAAGAGGCCAAUGGUGAGGCAUACGACAGUCAACCGACUGAAUCAAGCCACAGCAUGCCUGACUUUGCAACUGAUGCUGACACUUCCAAAUCUGACUUUGUGCCAGAAGAAACAAAGCCUGUGCAGGAAGCAGAAGCUCCUGAAAUUAAACAAAACAUCAAAGUUGAAGUGAAAACCGAAAAUGCUGAUGAUGCGGAGCAGGGUAGUCACAGGGAGCAGGAGCAGCAGCAGCGUGGUGAAGAGAGGGCCACUCCAAUUGAAGUCAAAACAGAGAGUGGAAAAGGUGGACCUCAAGGCCGCAAGAGACCAUAUGAAGAAAAUCGAGGAUAUGGCUAUUAUGAACAUCGUGAGGAAAAGCGAUCACGCACACCUCAGCCUCCUGCAGAAGAUGAAGAGGAGAAGAUUGAUGACACCCUUGUUACAAUUGAUACUUACAACUGUGACUUGCAUUUUAAAGUCUCGCGCAAUCGCUACAGUGGCUAUCCUCUCACCAUUGAAGGCUUUGCUUACCUGUGGGCAGGAGCUCGGGCUUCUCAUGGAGUUACUAAGGGUCGUGUGUGUUAUGAGAUGAAGAUCAAUGAGGAAAUUUCUGUUAAACACCUGCCCAGUAAUGAACCAGACCCCCAUGUGGUUAGAGUUGGAUGGUCCCUCAACCACUGCAGCACUCAGCUUGGUGAGGAACCUUUCUCUUUUGGGUAUGGAGGAACAGGAAAGAAAUCUAGCGACUGCAAGUUUGCAGAUUAUGGUGAACGCUUUGGUGAAAAUGAUGUCAUUGGUUGUUACAUUGACUUUGAAAGUGGCGAUGAAGUGGAAAUGUCCUAUUCCAAGAAUGGCGUCUCACUUGGAGUGGCUUUCCGAACAACCAAAGAAGCUUUGGCAGGUCGUGCUUUGUUCCCUCAUGUUCUGGUGAAAAACUGUGCCGUGGAGUUCAACUUUGGGCAGAAGGAGCCCUAUUUCCCUCCUCCAGAGGGAUACACCUACAUUGACAAGAUUAACCUGGAAGAUAAGAUCAGGGGAACCAAGGGACCUGACAGCAAAGCUGAAUGUGAGAUCCUUUUGAUGGUUGGCCUGCCUGCCUGUGGGAAAACCACUUGGGCCAUGAAGCAUGCAGAAGCGUAUCCUGAGAAGAAAUACAACGUCCUGGGCACAAAUGCCAUCAUGGACAAAAUGAAGGUGAUGGGUCUGCGUCGCCAGAGGAACUAUUCUGGUCGCUGGGAUACUCUGAUUCAGCAGGCCACUCAGUGUCUGAACCGCUUAAUUGAGAUCGCCGCCCGCAAGAGACGCAACUACAUUCUCGAUCAGACAAAUGUAUAUGGAUCAGCAAGGAGACGAAAAAUGCGUCCUUUUGAAGGUUUUCAACGCAAGGCUAUUGUAAUUUGUCCCACGGACGAGGAUUUAAAAGAGCGAACGUUAAAGCAAACCAAUGAGCAGGGGAAGGAUGUGCCCGAUCAUGCCGUUUUAGAAAUGAAAGCCAACUUUACUCUGCCAGAAGUGUGUGACUUCUUGGAGGAGGUGACGUUCGCCGAACUGCAGCGAGAGGAUGCUGAAAAGCUGCUGAAGCAGUACAACGAGGAGGGCCGUAAGGCUGGACCACCCCCAGACAAGCGCUUCGACAACCGACAGGGCGGGUUCAGAGGUCGCGGUGGUGGUGGCGGCAACUUCCAGCGCUAUGACAACCGUGAUGGUCCCCGUGGUGGCUACUCAAACCGCAGUGGGGAAAGUGGAGGAUACCAUGGAGGUUAUAGUCGAGGAGGCUAUAACCAGAAUCGUUGGGGUAACAGCUACAGAGAUGCACCUGAUUCACGAAGUGGAUACAACCGCAAUCAGCCACCUAGUGGAAGCUACAACUAUCGCACAGCUCCUUACAAUAAGGGUGGAUACAGUCAGGGUUAUGGGCAGGGAUACAACCAGGGCAGCUACAAUCAGGGCAGCUACAACCAGGGUUACUACGGUAAUUACAGCCAGUACCCAGGCUACAGUCAGAGCUACAGCCAGCCGGCCGCCUCUGCUCAAACGUACAGCCAGCAACAGCCGCCAGCACAGGCCCCGCCAGCACCGGCCCCAGCGCAGCAGUCACAGCAACAACAGCAGAGCUACAACCAGCAGUAUCAGCAGUAUGCUCAGCAGUGGCAGCAGUACUACCAAAACCAGAAUCAGUGGAACCAGUAUUACAGUCAGUAUGGCAGCUAUGGACAGGGCCAAGGCUCUUCCUCUGGUUCUCAAUAAAUGUACCUGUACUACAGCCCGCUCCCAUGUGUCUGACACUUCUGACCUCUGCUGCAAGUUGAAUUUGUACAGUCAUUAAGUCACCUAGAAUAUCCUAACACAUAAAUAUCCAUUCUUCACCAGUUAAUGUAGACAAUUUGUGUACAGAUUGAUGUUUUUUCUUUUGAUUUAUGAAGAAGUCUUACUCUAAUCAGUGGCUCUAUGGUGGUAGAAAAUGGGUUUCAAAACAUUUAAUGUGUAUUGAAGAUGAAUGUCUGCAGGUUGAGCAUUGGUCACAUUUCGAUACAAUAAAUUGUAGUCUGUACAGUGUGGACAAUAGGGCCAGGCAGGAAAAAUCUAUAUAAAAUACUCUGCUGCUUAUGAGAGCAGAAUGCAUGUUUUUAAUCUUUAUCCCCCAUUUUUCUGUUUGAGAUGGAGAGCUGUAGGCACAUUUUUAUUUUAACACAUUUUAUGCUGAUACCCUAGUAUUUAAAUGUUAAUCUGCUUUUUGUUUUUUAGACCAUGUCAUGCUUACGUAGUCAAAAGUGCUUUUUUUGUGCCCUGUAGUUGAACCCUAUUGUGACAACCCUUUUUUUUUUUUUUUUUUUUACAGAAAAUUGAACAAGUAACAAAGCUGUCUUGUCUUUAUACAAUAAAUGCAAUUUGAUUGCUGGUGGAUUUUUA
Molecule: messenger RNA, 3320 nt
Organism: Periophthalmus magnuspinnatus
Lineage: Eukaryota; Metazoa; Chordata; Actinopteri; Gobiiformes; Gobiidae
Gene: hnrnpul1
Product: heterogeneous nuclear ribonucleoprotein U-like 1
Exons: 16
Coding region: 102-2657 (851 amino acids)
Molecular function (GO): protein binding
Source: RefSeq, a predicted model, not a curated record